Gigantopelta aegis is the source of this 2767-nucleotide messenger RNA. RefSeq lists its product as uncharacterized. The record is from RefSeq and is a predicted model, not a curated record. The annotation marks the transcript as partial. The transcript has 2 exons. Lineage: Eukaryota; Metazoa; Mollusca; Gastropoda; Neomphalida; Peltospiridae.
AUGCAAAAAAUCACCAGUUUGACUGAACAUCUGUACAACGCCAAUGGAAAUAUCACCAUUUUGACUAAAGAUUUGAACAACGCCAAUGGAAAUAUCACCAGUUUGACUAAAUAUUUGACCAACGCUAAUGGAAAUAUCACCAGUUUGACUGAACAUCUGGACAACGCCAAUGGAAAUAUCACCAGUUUAACUAAAGAUCUGAGCAACGCCAAUGGAAAUAUCACCAGUUUGACUAAAGAUUUGAACAACGCCAAUGGAAAUAUCACCAGUUUGACUAAAGAUUUGAACAACGCCAAUGGAAAUAUCACCAAUUUGACUGAAGAUUUGAACAACGCCAAUGGAAAUAUCACCAGUUUGACUGAAGAUUUGAACAACGCCAAUGGAAAUAUCACCAGUUUGACUGAAGAUUUGAACAACGCCAAUGGAAAUAUCACCAGUUUGACUGAAGAUUUGAACAACGCCAAUGGAAAUAUCACCAGUUUGACUGAAGAUUUGAACAACGCCAAUGGAAAUAUCACCAGUUUGACUGAAGAUCUGAACAACGCUAAUGGAAAUAUCACCAGUUUGACUGAAGAUCUGAACAACGCUAAUGGAAAUAUCACCAGUUUGACUGAAGAUUUGAACAACGCCAAUGGAAAUAUCACAAGUCUGACUAAAGAUUUGAACAACGCUUAUGGAAAUAUCACCAGUUUGACUAAAGAUUUGAACAACGCUUAUGGAAAUAUCACCAUUUUGACUGAACAUCUGGACAACGCCAAUGGAAAUAUCACCAGUUUGACUAAAGAUUUGAACAACGCCAAUGGAAAUAUCACCAGUUUGACUGUAGAUUUGAACAACGCCAAUGGAAAUAUCACCAGUUUGACUGAAGAUUUGAACAACGCCAAUGGAAAUAUCACCAGGGUGACUGAAGAUUUGAACAACGCCAAUGGAAAUAUCACCAGUUUGACUGAAGAUUUGAACAAAGCUAAUGGAAAUAUCACCAGUUUGACUGAAGAUUUGAACAAAGCUAAUGGAAAUAUCACCAGUUUGACUGAAGAUUUGAACAACGCUAAUGGAAAUAUCACCAGUUUGACUGAAGAUUUGAACAAAGCUAAUGGAAAUAUCACCAGUUUGACUGAAGAUUUGAACAACGCUAAUGGAAAUAUCACCAGUUUGACUGAAGAUCUGAACAACGCUAAUGGAAAUAUCACCAGUUUGACUGAAGAUCUGAACAACGCUAAUGGAAAUAUCACCAGUUUGACUGAAGAUUUGAACAACGCCAAUGGAAAUAUCACAAGUCUGACUAAAGAUUUGAACAACGCCAAUGGAAAUAUCACCAGUUUGACUAAAGAUUUGAACAACGCUAAUGGAAAUAUCACCAUUUUGACUGAACAUCUGGACAACGCCAAUGGAAAUAUCACCAUUUUGACUAAAGAUUUGAACAACGCCAAUGGAAAUAUCACCAGUUUGACUGAAGAUUUGAACAACGCCAAUGGAAAUAUCACCAGUUUGACUGAAGAUUUGAACAACGCCAAUGGAAAUAUCACCAGUUUGACUGAAGAUUUGAACAACGCCAAUGGAAAUAUCACCAGUUUGACUGAAGAUUUGAACAAAGCGAAUGGAAAUAUCACCAGUUUGACUGAAGAUUUGAACAAAGCUAAUGGAAAUAUCAUCAGUUUGACUGAAGAUUUGAACAACGCUAAUGGAAAUAUCACCAGUUUGACUGAAGAUCUGAACAACGCUAAUGGAAAUAUCACCAGUUUGACUGAAGAUUUGAACAACGCUAAUGGAAAUAUCACAAGUCUGACUAAAGAUUUGAACAACGCCAAUGGAAAUAUCACCAGUUUGACUAAAGAUUUGAACAACGCCAAUGGAAAUAUCACCAGUUUGACUAAAGAUUUGAACAACGCCAAUGGAAAUAUCACCAGUUUGACUAAAGAUUUGAACAACGCUAAUGGAAAUAUCACCAGUUUGACUGAACGCAUCACCAGUUUGUCAGAAAAUCUUAGAAACUCAAAUGGAAAUAUAAUCAAGCUGUCUGAAGAUUUGAACAACGCCAAUGGAACUAUUACAAAUCUGACUGAAUAUUUGAGAAACGCUCAAACAAAUAUCACAAGUUUGACUGUGGAUUUGGCCAACGCCAAUGGGACUAUCAACACAUUGACUGAAGAUCUACACAACGCCAAUGGAACUAUCAACAAUUUGACUGAAGAUCUGAACAACGCCAAUGGAAAUAUCACCAGUUUGACUGCAGAUCUGAACAAAGCCAAUGGAAAUAUCACCAGUUUGACUGAAGAUCUGAACAACGCCAAUGGAACUAUCACCAGUUUGACUGAAGAUCUGAACAACGCCAAUGGAACUAUCACCAGUUUGACUGAAGAUCUGAACAACGCCAAUGGAACUAUCACCAGUUUGACUGCAGAUCUGAACAAAGCCAAUGGAAAUAUCACCAGUUUGACUGAAGAUCUGAACAAAGCCAAUGGAACUAUCACCAGUUUGACUGAAGAUCUGAACAACGCCAAUGGAAAUAUCACCAGUUUGACUGAAGAUCUGAACAACGCCAAUGGAACUAUCACCAGUUUGACUGAAGAUCUGAACAACGCCAAUGGAAAUAUCACCAGUUUGACUGAAGAUCUGAUCAACGCCAAUGAAAAUAUCAACACUUUGACUGGAGGUCUGAACAACGCCAAUGGAAAUAUCACCAGUUUGACUGAAGAUCUUAAACAAACUAACGAAGCUCUCAAGAACAUCAGUAUGGUGUGCCAAACAGACUGGCCAGAUUAUGAAG